GCCUGUGUCAGUGUACAGCCCCGCCUCUUACAAUACCGAGACAGACAGUCAGUCCAGCAGAAUGGUUGGAGGAGACAUCUGACGAAACUAAAGCAACUGAGACUGUCUCCGUGGUCUAGUGGAUAGAGCGACUGCCCAGACAGCAGAAGGUGUCUAGUCCGAUCCCUGGCCACAUCCUCGGCAUAAAGGGGCUAAGACAAGAACUGGUCGGCUUGGAAUGCCCCGAAGUGCAUCCUAUAGCUAUGUAGUGAUGAAGGAGCGGCACCUCCAGCCACUGCUUGGUGUGCUGACUGUGACAUCAGUCUUUGUGAGGGAUGCCAGAAGGCUCACAGACGUAUUCCUGCCACUCGUCACCAUGACGUAUCUGACCUGUCCACGGAGGUCAAAAUUAACCAAAGACGCAAACCAUUCUGUAAGCAACAUCUAGAUCAAAGCAUGCAGUUCUACUGCAAAGAUUGUAAGAAACUGCAAUGUCAAUCCUGUUGCAUCCUGUAUCACAGAAAGUGUGAGGCAAUUCUACCGUUUGAAUCUGUUAUGCCAGAACUGAUCAGCUGUGUUACAGGAGUUAAGGAAAGACUAGCGUCUCAUUUACAAGCAACAGACAGUUUGCUAACAGAUUUAGAAACCAAAAGGACUGAGGUAAUAAAGAACAGAGUCACCGUUCAGUGUCAGAUCCGAUCCAUAAUCCAGACAGUCACAGAAGCCAUAAAGAAGAAGAAAACGACAACUCCUGGACCAACUGGAUGACGCCACUGAGAAACAGAUCGAGCGACUGAAAACUGAAAUGAAGUCUGAGGAGAUGGCCAAGCAGAUGAUAAGUCAUCACUCUGUGAUGAUAGACAGAGCUCUGGAGUCUGGAAGUGAAAUGGACAUCUAUGAGAUAUACCUGUGGUGUGAGUCAGAGGAGUUUCCUACAGUAUACGACCCAGAUUCAGAUAUAAAAUAUGAACUGAGAGAGAAAGUAUGUUUUAUACAUGAUUGUGAAGAGAUCUGUAACAAUAUACACGAGGUAAGCUUGGGUGAAAUUGAGACCAUAUAUGAAGAUAUGUUUGUUUCUACAUCGACAUCAGUUCUGCACGACACAGUGGACAUACAAACAGAAGAUGAGACAAGUUUACCUCAUGUUUAUGACGUGGCAGUGUUCAAUGAAGGAGGUACAGACACCAUAGUUGUAACUGAUAAUAACAACAAGUGCAUCAAAUCCUUCUACACACGCCAUACUCAACCCUUUCAGAGUAAGCUCUCCGUUCAGAGCCCCCCUCGGCGGAUUGCAAAACUUAAUGCCCAUCACAUGGCAGCGACCCUUCCCGAGACAAGGGAGAUAAUAGUGAUUGAAGUGAACCCUGACCUUGUUCUUCAAUCAUACAUUUCAACAAGGAAGAAGUACUUUGGUCUGACAGCCCUGACUCCGACUACCCUGGCAGCAGGAUCCGGGUCGCCUCCCUGUGUGGACAUCCUGGACAUGGCGUGGAAUGUAUUGAGGACGCUGAAUCGUGUCACAGAUGGGGGAAUCCUUGUAUCAGAUCCUUUAUUCCUAUCUACCACCAGUCAAGGUUACAUCCUGGUGUCAUGCAGUCAUGCCCCAAGAAGUCAAAUGCUAUGUAUGACACCAAACGGAGAUGUUGUGUUUAAUUAUGUACCUACAGGACAACACCGAGUAAUGAAUCCAUGCGGCAUCACUGGAACAAACACAGGCGACAUGCUUGUUGUUGACGACAUGUCAAACAAAGUGUUUCAUUUGAGUAGUUCAGGCACUUGGUUGAGAGACGUACUGACGUCAAGCGAUGGCAUCACUUUCCCUUAUGGCCUGUACUUUGAUAAACGGAGGCGUCUGUACGUCACCAACCGCCACUGUGUGAUGGUCUACAGGUUCAAAACACGCACCAAACCAAGAGGACCUGAAGGGUGAUCUCGGUGAGUCAACAAGUGAAUAUAUAUCACUUUGAAUAGUGUAGGCGUGUUUACUGCUACUUCCGUGGUCCGAGGGCUGCGACUGUGUUCGAUCCUGAUGAUGAGGUGACAGAUGAUGAUAGAUGCACAGAGGACGCAAGCGCAUUGUAAUGAAAGAACAUGUUUACGAAACAUUUACUUUUGGAAGGUAAAAUAAAAUCAUUUUCUUAAGCUGUG
Haliotis rufescens (red abalone) is the source of this 2127-nucleotide messenger RNA. RefSeq lists its product as uncharacterized. Bases 785 to 1909 code for a protein of 374 amino acids. Lineage: Eukaryota; Metazoa; Mollusca; Gastropoda; Lepetellida; Haliotidae. The transcript is spliced from 3 exons. The record is from RefSeq and is a predicted model, not a curated record.